ACCGAAAAACACAUAGUUUACUCAAAGAGCUUAAACAAAAGGGAGAUCUGAGAACACAAAAUAAUCAUGGCCGUCGUGUUUAAUCGGACUGCCAUUCUCCUCCUUCUCGUUGCCGCUUCUUUUUGUCGGAGCUCCUCCGCCGCCACUUAUACCGUCGGCGACGCCUUGGGUUGGACUGUCCCGCCCAAUCCGACCAUCUACUCCCAUUGGGCUUCUACAAAAACUUUUGUGGUCGGAGACAUCCUUGUUUUCAACUUUGCAAGCGGACGACACGACGUAACAGAAGUGACAAAAAGUGCUUCCGAUUCUUGCAAUAGCACCAACCCCAUCUCCGUGGCGAACAACAGUCCGGCGAGGAUCACACUCACUUCUGCCGGCGACCACCACUUCAUCUGCUCCUUCCCCGGCCAUUGCAGCAAUGGCCAAACGUUGUCCAUCACCGUUAGAUCAACAUCAUCUUCUCCCGCACCGCAACCUAGUUCUCGGCCGUCACCCUCUCCCUCUCCCUCUCUCGCCCCCGAGCCCUCCUCUUCCACUCCAUCGCCUUCUCCGUCACCUAGUUCUACUCCAUCGUCGUCACCUGUUCCAUCGCCCGCUCCAUCUCGAGAACCCAUGACGUACGUCGUCGGAGACUCGUUUGGAUGGAACGUCCCUACAAGCCCCAACUUCUAUGACUCCUGGGCUCAGGGCAAAACCUUCGUCGUCGGAGAUGUUCUUGAAUUCAACUUCGCGAUUCAAAGACACGACGUGGCGAAGGUCACAAAGGACAAUUACGACAGCUGCAGCGGUCAAUCCCCGAUCUCUUUUUCCACCAGCCCACCAGUCAAAAUCACUCUCUCCGAGCCCGGGGAGCAUUUCUUCAUCUGCACAUUCGCUGGCCACUGCAGUGUGGGUCAGAAACUCGCCAUCAACGUCACCGACGGUACCGCCACACCUCCGUCCUCAAUUGCUUUGCCUCCAUCUGACACCGUCCCUUCAACUCCGUCUCCGACCACCGCUCCUCCUCCACCUCCCAACGCUGCCGCAUCGCUCCAAGCCUCCGCCUUCUUCGCCACUCUUCUCGCCGUCGCCGUGGCGUUAAUUAAUUAAUUCGGGUCCGACAUUUUCGCAAGGAGUUCUUUUUUAUUUUUUUAGUCUCCGUAUAGAUUAGUAUUUUUUUUUGUUUUUUUUAAAAAAGAAGAAUAAUAAAACUAUAGAGCUUUUGUUCAUUUUGUA
Cucumis melo (muskmelon) is the source of this 1215-nucleotide messenger RNA. Its product is annotated as uclacyanin-3-like. Gene Ontology annotation, cellular component: plasma membrane. The transcript has 3 exons. The record is from RefSeq and is a predicted model, not a curated record. The coding region runs from base 67 to 1089 and encodes 340 amino acids. Lineage: Eukaryota; Viridiplantae; Streptophyta; Magnoliopsida; Cucurbitales; Cucurbitaceae. Gene Ontology annotation, molecular function: electron transfer activity.